Asparagus officinalis (garden asparagus) is the source of this 504-nucleotide messenger RNA. RefSeq lists its product as uncharacterized. The record is from RefSeq and is a predicted model, not a curated record. Lineage: Eukaryota; Viridiplantae; Streptophyta; Magnoliopsida; Asparagales; Asparagaceae. The transcript has a single exon. The coding region runs from base 77 to 280 and encodes 67 amino acids.
CCCCAACAUUUAUAAAAGCAACAAGACUCCUAAAUACUUGGUGAAAACGAAAACAAGAGCUUCAAGUUGAACAUCAAUGGAGACCAUGGAGCAAAGAAUCAAAGCUCUGAAUCCUAUCCACAGCCAAGUCAGGAGAAUCAAGCUAGAAGAUGAGAAGAUCAUAGAGGAGAAGUUCAAGAUUCAUAGGGCAAGAUUCUCCGAUGGCAGGGCGAGGCUGCAGCGCUCGAGAUCGCCGUUGGGGCUCGGUGGCCGGGCUAUUUCUAUCCCUGUUGGAAACUGAGGUUGAAGACGGUGGAGCUUGCUUCAUUUCUCUUGUAAAUAUUGUUUGCAGAUGAUCUUGUUUAUGGUUGUCGGUAGUGUAACUAGUGUUUGCUUAUGUUUUGUUAGGUUAGUGGUUGUGAUCAGUUUUGAGUGUUUUUUUGUCCCCUCCCCUUCUUUGGAUCAUCCUUGUGUACAUAUUUCAUGAUAUAUGGUAAGAGAGGUAUUGAUAGAGUAUAAAUUCUA